Messenger RNA from Leopardus geoffroyi (Geoffroy's cat), 1150 nucleotides. It is a transcript of the gene RAB25, whose product is annotated as RAB25, member RAS oncogene family. Gene Ontology annotation, biological process: exocytosis. Gene Ontology annotation, molecular function: GTP binding; GTPase activity. The coding region runs from base 276 to 917 and encodes 213 amino acids. Gene Ontology annotation, cellular component: recycling endosome. The transcript has 5 exons. The record is from RefSeq and is a predicted model, not a curated record. Lineage: Eukaryota; Metazoa; Chordata; Mammalia; Carnivora; Felidae.
CUGGGCCCCAGGUCUCCUGCCGCCUGCUCUUCCUGUUCUCAGCUUCCGUCCCCUUGGCUUCCUCGCAGCACCCCACCUGCCAGCGCUGAGCCUCCAGGGCCCUGCCCGGCCUGAAGUCGCCCUCAGUCCCUCUGCCUGCAGAAGUUUCUUCACCCCCAAUGAGAGGAGGCGCGGACCCAGGUCUCUGGAGAGCUGAGGGUUGAGGGCACUGCGCCAACACACAGUCCCGUCACCUCUGUCCCUGAAGACACUCGUACCCUCCAUGUGGAGCCAAGAUGGGGAACAGAACCGAGGAAGAUUAUAACUUUGUCUUCAAGGUGGUGCUGAUCGGUGAGUCAGGCGUGGGGAAGACAAAUCUGCUGUCCCGAUUCACACGGAAUGAGUUCAGCCACGACAGCCGCACCACCAUCGGGGUUGAGUUCUCCACCCGCACGGUCAUGCUGGGCACCGCUGCCAUUAAGGCUCAGAUCUGGGACACGGCCGGCCUGGAGCGGUACCGGGCCAUCACCUCCGCGUACUAUCGAGGUGCGGUGGGGGCCCUACUGGUGUUUGACCUGACCAAGCACCAGACCUAUGCCGUGGUGGAGCGCUGGCUGAAGGAGCUCUAUGACCACGCCGAGGCCACCAUCGUCGUCAUGCUCGUAGGCAACAAGAGUGACCUCAGCCAGGCCCGGGAGGUGCCCACUGAAGAGGCCCGAAUGUUCGCUGAAAACAAUGGACUGCUAUUCCUGGAGACCUCAGCCCUGGACUCCACCAAUGUUGAGCUGGCGUUUGAGACUGUCCUCAAAGAGAUCUUCGCAAAAGUGUCCAAGCAGAGGCAGAACAGCACCCGGACCAACGCCAUCACCCUGGGCGGUGCCCAGGCUGGGCAGGAGCCGGGCCCUGGUGAGAAGAGGGCCUGCUGCAUUAGCCUCUGACCUGGGCUCACACCAACCCUGCCCCCAAGGCUGACCCCACCGCCGCCACCCGGCUCGGGGACCUUCCCCUGCCCCGUGGUGCUUCCAGAUGUCAGAGCGGAUGCUUCCCUGCUCCCAGCCCCACAGACCACAGGGCCCUGAGGUCAGCACGGUCCCCCCACCUGCCAUGUCUCCACUGCCUGCUCCCCCGCCACACACACUCAGUCUUCCAAUAAAGCUGUGUUUUGUACCAA